GUUGUUAACAAAUGCUGGUGAACAAAUAUUUUGGAUCAGCACAAACAAACUAAUUUGUUAUGCACGCACGCAUAAAUCGGCCAGCAAAACAUACUUUCCCUCAAAAAGUAAUUGCCAGCAAAAUUUUACUCCCGCCAAAUUGACAGAGUUACCUCGCUAUAUAAGGCUGCCCAUAUAGUACAAUCCAUUCGCAUCUAGAGUUCUCGAUCCCUGCACACACUUGCAGUCAAAGGUAAAGAAACAAAUAUACUAUGGCUCUUUGCUAUCCUCGCAAUCCUAUAGGAUCCAUUCGGCAUUCCCCAAUUUUUAUUCACUGCAUAGCCCUAGAGUACAUCCAUCUUUGAGAGAUUACACCCACCACUGCCAGGACACAAUCACACAACCAUCAUCUCCAAAUCACUGCAGUCCUAUUGAUGAUAGCGUGGCGUCGCAGGGAUAUGACCUGCCCCUUCUGGCGUCCACUCUCUCCGUCUUGUUUUUCCGCAUUUAUGAUUUGUGUUAAUUUCCUAAUUAGAUGCAACUUAAUAUCCAUUUUUAAUUGGGAUUCUCUUUCUUAGUUAAUUUGGUUCUCAAUCUAAUAGUAUAUCGGUGUUUUGUGGGGAUUUCUAUCUUAGUCAAUUUGGUUUGUAAUCUUGUAGUAGAUCUGUUUGUACUCAUUUCUUAUUUUGUAGGUCAAAAUGGUUUCCCAAGUUCGUCCGUCCGUGAACCAGAUGGAGACUUCGGAUGAUGCUACUCGACAAGUCAUACCCAAUACUAGGAAUGAGGGACGGAUGGGACCAACCGGAAACACAGGUCUCAAACGUAGGAAAGGUAGGGGUCUCACCAUUAAUGGAACACUUGCAAAACUGAGAGCAAGGGGUGUGCCGCUAGACAUUCAAUUUGCUGCACAGUUUGGAAAAGUCUGUGGUAGGCACACAAGUGUCUUUAAAAGUGAGGUCACUGUCUGUGUGCGACAAGAGGUCCCCCUUAAGGUGAAGAAGUGGAAAGUCAUUGAAAAAGCUUUUCCUGGAACCAUGUCAUCAAUUUGGAAUUUAUUGAAGGCAAAAUUCCCUAAGAUCUCAAUGGCAGACUACCAAUGUGUAAUGACACAAGUUGAGCGACAGUACAAUGUAAGACGCCACAAACUGUACAAGACCUAUUGCACAACAAAACAGUGUCCUAGUCAUGUUGCGCCAGAGGACUGGCAGUGGUUGAUUGAUAACUUAUGGAGUGAUGAGCAGUUCCAGAAACGGAGCAAACAGAAUUCCAUUAACAGAUCAAAGCAAGAGAUGAAAUCACAUGUUGGAACAAAGUCUAUAGUGCAAAUAGCACAUGAACUGAGAAACCCAGUGACAGGUGAAUGGCCUAGUGCUAUAGAUGUUUGGAAGGCAACUUAUUUGAAGAAUGGAACAUGGUCUGUUCCUAAUGGCGAAGAAAUUCUGAACAAUCUGCAGACAACAGCUGAAACAAACCAGGAAAGGAUUGCAGCUGCUCAAAUCCCAAUGGUUGAACACUUUGCAUUAGUCCUUGGCAGAAAGCCAAACCACUCGCGUGGAGUUGGUAUUAGUGCAAUCAAUGAGGGAGCUCAAGAGAGGUACAGAGUUCAUGCACAAGCAGAAGCUUCACAACAGCAAGCCAAUGAAGCACAUCAACAAGCUGCUGCUUUGCUCGAAGAAGUUCAAAAAUUGACAGUAGAAAACUUGCAAUUAAAGGGCGAGUUGCAGUCUCAGCGUGAAGAGUUGAAUUCUCAGAAAAGAACCGUAGAGGAACAAAGUGGUCACAUGGAGCGUUUGUUGGACCAGAAACUUGAGGAAAGAAUGAAAGCAAUGUGGGCACACAUGGGUGGCACUGGUGGUGCUUUAUCUUCAAGUGCCCCAAACAAUUAAGAAGUUCCAAGAUGACAAAGACUGGAGUCGUGGAGUUGCUACAAAGUUUUGUCCAUCUAGGCGAGCAUUCUAGAGUCCGUGUCCCAAGUUUCAUUUGUUGCUUAGGUGUUCAGUUAUCAAUUUAGUUAUGGUCUUAGUUGAAAUGCUCUUUGUAUGAGCACUUUGUUAUCAUUCAUUAAUAAAGGAUAGUUUCCUCUAGUGUGAGGAACCCUUUUUAGUUUAGGUGAUAUUUCAAUUGAGUUCUGAAGUGCUCUAUUCC
Molecule: messenger RNA, 2124 nt
Organism: Oryza sativa Japonica Group (Japanese rice)
Lineage: Eukaryota; Viridiplantae; Streptophyta; Magnoliopsida; Poales; Poaceae
Source: RefSeq, a predicted model, not a curated record